Messenger RNA from Pomacea canaliculata, 3991 nucleotides. RefSeq names its product ubiquitin-associated domain-containing protein 1-like. The record is from RefSeq and is a predicted model, not a curated record. NCBI's taxonomy places the organism in Eukaryota, Metazoa, Mollusca, Gastropoda, Architaenioglossa, Ampullariidae. The transcript has 10 exons. Bases 143 to 1372 code for a protein of 409 amino acids. Gene Ontology annotation, molecular function: protein binding.
GUCUCGCUACACAAACAUGGCUGAAAAGUCGAAGUUUUGGCAAGUUAUCCCUGUAAACUUUGACUUGUUCCGACCUUGGCUGUAGGCAAAUGUGUGCCAGAGUUUCCUCGAACUACGGGGAUCUACGCAGUAGGGACACUAAAUGGUGGUGACAGAUACGCAAUUGUUUCCACCCCACGACAUGAAGGUCCGAAUUACUAGUUGGGACGGUCGAGACUUUAUCACCGAUCUUCAGCGCGAGUGGACUGUAGAUAAAGUUAAGAUCGUCGCCAUGGAACAUUUUUCACGUUCAGGAGACAGUGUAAAGACUUCUUUGUAUCAUAAACUUGUGAAUGUGCGUCUUGCAAAGACACUAAGUGAAUCUAUGACUAUUUCUCAAGAGGGCGUCAAAGAAAAUGAUGAACUUCUACUUCUGAAAAGACGCUUGCCACCAGCAUUUGAAGGGUCAGAGAAACACAAGGAUGAUCGACGAACUCCAGACUUCAGCACAAUACGAAAAUUGACGUCACACCUUCCCAAAAUUCCAUACAGUGUUAAAGAAGAGGAACCAACAAACUCAGUAGAUUUUCAGACAGAGCUGCGUCGAAUCCUUAUUUCUCUUAUAGAAGCUUCUCAAAGAAUUCUUUGCCUCAACCCAUCAGCUGCCAAGAUCUUCAAGCAGGCUGAAGAUAUGCUAAGUGAACCUUUGCAGCAACCCAAAAUUGAUUAUGCUGCACUCAAACAGUUGACUGACAUGGGUUUCCCAGAGGCUCGUGCCAAGAAAGCGCUGGUAAUUAACAAAAUGGCAGUGAUGGCAGCAAUGGAAUGGUUAUUUCAGAAUGAAAAUGAAUCCGAUGUUGACAUGCCUCUUCCAGAGUUAGAGGAACCAAUCACUUCAUCUAGUCAAGACAGGGAACUUCAAGGUGCGGAGGGUGGUUUGCUGCAGACAGGAGGUGAGCCUAUAGAUGCUGGUUCUGAAGGGGGUCUCCCACGCUACACCAGCAUCCUAGACACCAUUCGUGCCUUACGAAAGCGAGAGUUUCAUCCUAAUCCUAAGGCACUGAAGCGGCUCCUGGAGAUGGGAUUUGAAGAAAAUGAAGCACUGCAGUCUUUGCGUAUGUUUCGUAAUGACCAAGAUGCAGCAUGUGACUGGCUGCUUGGUGAUCGGAAGGAGCAAUCUGCAAUGGUGGAAGAAGGCCUUGAUCCCUCAUCUCCUGUGUACCAGGCCAUCAUGCAAAACCCCACUGUACAGCUGGGUCUUAACAAUCCAAGAUGCUUGCUAGCUUUCUUGCAGAUGCUGGAAAACCCUUUGGCUGCUAGCCAGUGGUUGAAUGACCCCGAGACAGGACCCAUUCUUAUGCAAGUUUCACGCAUUUAUCAGAUGCGGACUUGAUGGAAAUCAGAUUUCUACAACCACAGACCCACCUCCUGUGGCCUCUCCUGCAGCAUCAUUGACCUUAGCAUCAUCCCCAACCACCUCAACAGGAACAUCCAGCAGUUCGCCACCAGCACCCUCUUCACAGGCUAACUCUCGUGCUUGCACCUCAUCUAAGUCAUCACCGCCUCAGGAGCCAAGAUGAUGUCUAGUGACUGUAGUUCAUUGCCUUUGUCCUUUUUCUUGUUUCUCUUCUAAUGGAAUUCUGUUCGUGCAAAGUGCAAUGCUGUGGUUGGCAGUCUGCUUAUCAUAAACUGCAGACCAUUUUGCUGCUGAGACAUGCAGUCUCUGGAAUAGCAAGCUAAGUGUAUGCAGUACAGGCUAAGUGCAGUGGUUUUACUGAGGUUUUACUAAUGCUGCAUGUGCCCAAAAUGUGCCAGCAUAGAUUGCAGAUUCACUUAGGGGGAACUCUUUUCACAAUACACAGUACAGCAAAUCUAAGAUUUUUGGGGGGUGUUUUUCCUGGAGCUUUUGCUAAUACAGGAUUGCUUGGUUGGUUGGUUAUUUUUCUUUUUGUUUUAGAGCGUGCAAUUUUUAAUAAUUUUUGACAUCAUCAUUAUUAUUAUUAUUAGAUAAGAGCCAGAUCUCGAUGAAUUUUGUUGGUUUGAAGCAUUUUGUUUCUGUGCACUUGUAAUUUUAGGUGAAACAUGCUAGUUUAUGUCUGUUGUAUGUGAGUAUGGGGUGUGUGUGUGAGAAAGUGAGAGAGGGAGAAAGGACACCAGGUGGGUGAGUGGAAAUGACAAGGCAGGAAAUCAAAUUUAUGCUUCAAGGCUACAUCCGAAUUUCUGAUGCAUCAAAAGAAAGCAAUUUACUGACUUUUAAAAGAAGUUUCAAGACCACCAGUGUGAUCUUGCUCUGUGUUUCUGUCAUAUGAGAAUAUUUUUGUUUAGAACAAACUGGACUGCCUUAAAAAGAUCGCCAUGUAUCAGAUAAGUAUUGUUAUGAUAAGAGUGGCUCUUGGUUUUAUGUGUCAUUGGUUUAAUCUCUCUUGCCUGGGAUUUUCAAAAGUUAUUUUGUCUUUAAGAUUGGUUGUCUUAUGAUGGCUAUGAUGUUACUUAUAGUUGCUGCCAAUUGUUUUUUAAAUUUAUUGUUGAAUGUUAGUAAUUCUUCUGAGUCUGUUGUUCCUAAUUUGUACUUUCUGUUUCACUGUUACCUCUUGGCUGAAAAAGUAACUGUAACCCAUAUCAAAAGUAUGUAUUGGUAUAGGCUGCUUCAAGUGCAUGCAUUGAAAAAAAUUUUUUUUUCAAAUCACACAGUUCAUGUGAAUAGGCAGCAAGUGACUUUUGAUCAUUAAUAACAGAACACAGUGUCAGUGUCAUGAUGAAGAAGAGGUUGAGUUAAAGGAAAACAGACUCAUUAGAAUAUGUUAGAUUUGAUAAAAAGGCUUUAUUCACACAUGAAUUUGCACAGGAAAAAGCAUGCUUGCACACACUGGUUGGGAGCUGAGUGUGUAACGAAGGCUAAUACAGUCACAGCAGGCAGUGAGUGUAAUGGCCACUUUAGAUGUUACCUGCUCCUUGAGAUGCAGCAGGGUUGGUGGGGGUACAUUUGAUUCAGUCAGUUGCCGAUUCAACCAUGGCCCCUAGUUAAUUCAACCACACCAUCAUAAUCCAUGUGAUUUGGCCACAAAAUAAGGAAAUUUUAAUGUGGUCUACUUUAUCAUUGCUCGUUAACUUCGGUCUUUCAUUGUUUAUGUGCUUGUGGAAAUAUUGCCUUGAAGAAGUAAUGUUUUGUAAAACAAUAUAUGUAGCUUUCAUGUGAAUAUAGUUCAGUAUGCCCUGCAUUUUUAAAAAAUAUUGGAUGAUACACUGGUGGCCUCUAUUUCACACAGACACAUGCCGAUUUAAGAUAUGUUGUGUAGUUUUACAAACUGUAGUUGCGCUCUCCAGGCCUGCUUUGUGGCUAUGAGUGAUAUGGCUUUGCCAUGCUGACUGCUCUGCUUUUGGAUAAAUUAAACUAAGCAGGAAUCUAUUUUCUCCUUGCUUAUAUAUAUAUCCAUGAUGACAAUAGUGGCUAAUCUACAUGCAUCACAUGACUAAUUUGCAUUUAAAAAAUGUAGUUUUGCUUACAUACAACAUGCACCGAAGUUAUUUAGGCUAUUGGUUGAAUCAGCUCAGGCUGUGGUUGAAUUGACUCUUGGGUAAGAACAAAUCAGUUAUGGAUCAUGUUUGAAUUGACCGAUUACACUGUUAUGCAUGGGUACACAGGAUUAUUAUAUGAAGCCGGCAUGAAAGGAGAGGGCUGUUCUUGAGAUCUUUGACCAGUCCCUUCACUAUAAAUCACUCCCAACCUUGAUCUUUCAAAAGAAAAAAUACAAACCCCUGCUUUCUUGACUUUGUUGUUUAUUGGUUAUAUCUUUAGAAAUGAUUUGUAAAAAAGUGUUUAUAUUCAAGAGUGCCAUUCCUAUCAGGCGUUUUGGCUGUCAUGAAUAAAACAGAUAAAGGAAACCUUCAAGCUCGUACAGAAGAGUUUAAAAACUGUCAAGCUUAGGGUAAAGUGUAUGCUAUUUAAACUACAGUUUUGUUUUAGACAACAGUUGGCAGAACGUGUUUCCAGUAGGUCACAGCAAAAGUUUUU